This is a messenger RNA of Pistacia vera, 291 nucleotides long. Its product is annotated as heavy metal-associated isoprenylated plant protein 39-like. Bases 7 to 291 code for a protein of 94 amino acids. The transcript is spliced from 2 exons. Lineage: Eukaryota; Viridiplantae; Streptophyta; Magnoliopsida; Sapindales; Anacardiaceae. The record is from RefSeq and is a predicted model, not a curated record.
UUGACCAUGACUGACGAUAAGACCAAGCAGAAAGCCAUUGAAGCUGCUGCUGAUAUCUUUGGUAUAUUUAUCUUCCUCUACUUUGAUUCAAUUGCGGCUGAUUUAAAAGACCAGAAGCUAACAGUGAUAGGGCAGAUGGAUACUGUGGCAGUAGCGAAGAGGUUGAAGAAAAUAGGAAAAGUGGACAUUAUCUCAGUUGGGCCAGGCAAAGAGGAGAAGAAACCAGGAGAAAAGAAAGAAGAGAAGAAAGAGGAGAAGAAACCAGAAGAAAAGAAAGAGGACAAAAAAUGA